Molecule: messenger RNA, 318 nt
Organism: Aspergillus puulaauensis
Lineage: Eukaryota; Fungi; Ascomycota; Eurotiomycetes; Eurotiales; Aspergillaceae
Exons: 2
Coding region: 1-318 (105 amino acids)
Source: RefSeq, a predicted model, not a curated record
AUGCACCUCACCACCAUAACAGCAGCAUUAUCCCUCCUCGCCCUUACAGCUGCCGAGAGUAUCUGCUCCCCCGGCUCGGUCGGCGUCGGUAUCGCACCGAGCACUGCAACGGAUACAUACUCCAUCAUCGCUGACAGCAACUGCGGGGUUGUCGACACCCGCCUCGGACACGGCGAGCUCUGUGGUGUGUACAACGCUGGGUCGGAGGUUACUUGUGUGGACCCGAACACCGUAUCCGGAGUUACUGCUUCGGGGGCGAAGUAUGGGAAUUGUGUCCAGGUUAGUGAUCAGUCGUCGAAAACCGAAGCUAUAUACUAA